Moneuplotes crassus is the source of this 5999-nucleotide messenger RNA. Lineage: Eukaryota; Ciliophora; Spirotrichea; Euplotida; Euplotidae. The record is from the annotation of a GenBank genome assembly.
GUCAAUACUAAGAAAUGGACCAACAACAAGACACCCAAAAGACAAUUACCUCAUUAGAUGAGCUGAAGAGACUUGAACUAAGGUUCAUGAUGGCAGAAGAUGCAAAGAUAGAGCAGGUUUUGCAGGUUAUAUUCCAAGACAUCCUUUCUAAAUUCUUUGAGCAAGACAUUCUCGAAGUGUUCUCAUUAGGAGCAACUGAGAAGAUCAAGACUCUUGUUAGUAUAUGUAAUCAUAUUAAUGACCGAGUUGAGACUUCUCAGGAGAGUCUGAAGAUUCCUAUCUACCCAAUUCUUGAAUUUAUCACUCAUCCCGAUUUUUCUAAUAACAUUCACUUAAAUAAGAUAAUUCAGCUGUAUUUACAGGAAACAUUGUAUUCAUUUUUGAUUAAAAGCCUCCAACAAGAACCUUCUCUCAAGAGAAGCUGUAUCGGAAUGCUAUUCAAAAGUUGAAUGGUGGAAAAUAUUACUCCUCAGUUCCAGUACAAAUUGUUCUUUCUGUUCAUUCACUGAAUGCCUUCUCUUUCUAAGGAACCUAUUGAUGAACUGAGAAAACAGGGAUUUCCUGGAAUUCUUGCUCAGAAUAUUCCUAAAUUUAAAGAAAUGAGUAACCACGUGUUGUACUAUUACAAUUACAUUAGUCAAACAAAGGAUAAUAUGAAGGAGAAGGUCACUAAAUUUACCCAACAAAUAAUCUCUAAGGAUCGUGAUCCUUGUCUCGUUAAAUUUGGAGGAACUAAAAUGAGCGUGAAUGAUUCACUAAAGUAUCUCCAGACCAAUCUACUGCAGUUUAUAUCACUAGGUUUCACCAUAAAAGAAGAGGUAGAAGAAGAGAAAGAAGAUCAGAAAGAUGAUCAGAAAAGAUAUCCAGAAUAUAGUUAUCAUAUUAUCCCAUCCCUCAUGAUUAGCACUGCAUCAGUUAUUAAUGAGGUUAAUGAGAAAGCUAAAAUCAUUCUGAAAGGGUUUGAAAAACACAGUGACAUUGAUCAAUCUUCUGCAGAAAUUAAAUCCAUUCAUAGUCAAAGUGAUGAAGAAAGUGUUAAAAUGGCAACUAACUCAGGGCUUAAUGCGGUCUCUGUAUGGUCUGAUAUCAUGAAAUACUAUCUUGAUAUGACUAGAAACUCAAUGGCACAAUCAUUAGCAAGGUUUGAUGAGCAAACAAAGAAGACAAUUAUUUUAUUUUCAAGAAAUCUUAAAAGAAAUGUGUUAGAAUAUGCUCUGAAAUGUGAGGUAACCGCUAAACUUCCUCAACUCCUGACUGCAAUUAAUGAUCCCGGUCAGAUUAGGCACCUCGGCUUGAAGUUUAUUGAUCAUAUGAUAAAGCAUCUGUUCACAUACAUGUCAGAGGAAAUAUCUAUUACCAACGCAAAGACUAUUUAUGGACUUCUGUCAAAGAUAAUCGCCAGGGCUGGUUUCUUGAAUGAAGAUGAGAGAUCUCUUGCAUAUCAAUCAUUAGUAGAAGUAGUUCUCAAGUAUCCAAAAUUACUUGAAUUAGGUAAGAAAGAUCCCUUAGAGCUAAUGGAUGAGACAUUUAAUGAGUUUCAAAUAAGCAGUGAUAACAAAUCUUCACAAAAUGAAGAAGUAUAUGCAAAUUGGAUAAAGUCUCUAGGAAGGCUCAAAUUCUUAUUUGAAAAUAAUUCUCAAAAAGGGUUUGCCAUUGUCAAAAUUACUGAGAGAAUAGAAAAUAUUAUCAAUAAUCAUGGCAUAGAUGAUGAUUAUUACUCAAUGAAUAUCUUUAUUUGAGUAGACUGGAUCUCUUUUCUCAGUACUGAUCAAGAAGUUCCAUUCAACUUACUAUAUAUUUGUAUCAUAUUAUCAAAUGCAAAUGAUUUGAAGAUCAAGGAUGCUUCUAGUAGAAUUCUUCAACCAAUUUUAAAUACCAUUGAGAAAGAAUUGAAGAUCUUCUCUAUAAAGAAUGAGUUACAAGAAUCCAAAAUAGAGCACGAAGAAGAAAAGGUCGACACUUAUCAGAGAUCCCUAUUUGUAAAGAAAUCUUCCCAAUAUCCCAUAAAUUCAUUGAAAGCUUACAACAUCUCUCGUCAAUUGUGAGUAGAGUCUUUAAAGAUAUUCAAGCUACUUAAAUCUUCAGAAGAGCAAGAUUCUUUACAGCCCCAUUUAGAGUCACAUUUCUUAAAGUUAUUUGCACAGGAAAAUCAGUCAUAUACUCAAAAUUUAGGGGCGAGUCUCAACAUUCUUCUUGACUACGUCAGAUUCAAGCACUCAUCUAUACAGGGUGACUCUAAGAUUUUCAGUGAUAUUGGAAAUUACUUUUUCUUGGUAAACAUUUUAAGAAACACAACUAUUAGAGAAGAACGAAAAACCACCUUUGACAUUCUUGAGAUCCUUCUCAGUACUGGAGACUAUGAGGAACUUAAAGAAACUCUUCUGGGAGCACUCGAAGAUUUUGGAUACAAGGAUACGAUUGAUUUUGGUGUCGAGCAGCACUCUGCUAUCUGAAAUUUGACUGUGCUUUUGCUAAAACACUCCUUGGACAAUAAACUUACUGGUAGUAAAACAUACCAGGAUUGAUUAGAUAUUUUCUUUAAAUUAUGAAACGAUUUCAACCAAAUUUCAGAUUACAAAUACACAAAUUUGGAUAAAAUCCAUAAUUUCGGUUACUGAAUUAGUAGAUUGGCCGAGAAAUAUGACCUCAGAAUACUUGGGAAUGAUAAUUCAGAAUACUUUGAUGACUUGCUUGCAAAGUUAAUAGAAAUUGUAGAUAACAAAGACCUUGAAAUAGAGUUCAGAAAAACUUGUAUUGAUGAGUACCUCAAAAUGCUUCAUAAAAACACAGAUCUCUAUAUCGACCAUCUCGCUUAUUUACGAGAGCAAUAUAUUGAAUAUGAUCAAUAUGAACUUCACCGAUCAAUUGGAGCUAGUGCAAGCUAUUUAUUAAAUAAGGAAGAUUUGGAGAAAUACUUUACAGAAGUGAUUGGGACAAUAAAUUCUAAAGAUUCCACGCUCAUUGCAAAGAGAGCUUCUAUCGUUCAUUUAGCUGAGUUCAUAAUAGGUUCUCCUCUUUUGAAGCAUUGUCAAGAAGAACUGACUAAUUUUCAAAAUAUUUUCUUCAAGUAUAUGUUUGAUAAAAAGGAGUUGAUUCAAGAGUUAGCUUCUAAUGUUUUGACUAAGCUAUAUCAUAUUGGAGAUGCAGAAACUAAGAAGAAAUUAGUUCAAAACUUAUCCAAGGCCUUGGGAGGUUCUCAAACACUAACUCACAUGCAGGAGAAGGAAGAAGAUUUUGAAUUAAAUCUUGAAUACAAACCUUCUACUGAAGAAAGCAAGAAGAUGAAAACCUUUAAAGAUUUGUGUGAUAUUGCUGCAGAUGUAGGACACAGAGAGCUUGUCUACCAAUUUUUGAAUAUCCACAGGAAUCUUACUCAAUAUAAGAACAUCCGAAAAGCAGCUGAAAGUUUGCAUGGAAUUCUUCUUGAAGAUGAACAAGUCAGGAAAGAUCUACUCAAGAUGGUCCCGAAGUUGUUCUUAAUGACAUAUGACUAUAAUGAAGAAAUCAGAGAUACGAUGAAGGAAGUCAUGAGUGUUUUAGUGACUGGAAAAGAAGAAAAACAAAUCAUCUUGGAUAACUUUGAUGAUGUUGUAAAAGAGCUCUUUGAUGCUAUUAAGAAUAAGAAAGAAUUUAGAAAAAGGCUAGCUGCUCUCUAUGCUUUAUCUGACGUAAUCUCUUGGCAAGAAUGGGCUAAGAUAAAGACUAUCUUCUCGCAACUUUAUGAGCUUAGCUUCAAAGGUAUUGAUGACCCUAAUGAUAAUGUGAAAAAGGCUGCAUUUGAGUUGAUGAAGACACUGAAAAAGAUUAUUUUAAGGAAUGGGAAUAUUUAUACUUGAACCAACACGACAGAAUUGAAGGAGAUUUAUGCGAUUGUCCUACCAAUGCUUCUUGAGAAGGGCAUACUCUCACAUAUUGACAUUGUGAAAUACUACUCAGUAGUCCUUUUGUAUGAAAUCUUAGAAACCAGUAAGGAAGAGAGUGUUAUCGAUAAACUUAAAGUUAGAGGCAGCCGCGAAGAUAGACAAUUGAAUUAUACUUAUAACAGCAAGCAAAAGAUGAGAGAAAUAAUGGCUCCUUAUUUGAAAAACAUUGUUACAUUAAUAACAGAGUGAAUUAGUGACUUUGAGACAAGAGAAUGGAAUAAGUUAGAGAAUGAAGUAGUAGAUCAGAAAGGGGCAAAUUCCGACCAAGUGCAAUACCUCAACGAUAUGCGGAUCAAGAGUUCCAAAGAGUCCAUUCUUUAUGAUACACUUAGUAUUUGCAAGGAGCUUAUGUCUGAAGAAGUUCUUGAUGAUACCAUUCCAGAUCUGAUUAAAAUCAUUAAGAAAGGAGUAGGAUUAUCUACAAGAGCUUGUGCUUGUAACUUUAUUAUUGAGAUAUCCAUUGAAAGGCCAGAAUUAUUUAAGCUAAAAUUUGCCAAGAAGGUGUUUAAGUCAUGUAUAGACAUUCUUGCAAAUGCAAAAUCAUGUAAAGAAAGCCUUCUCAAAAUUGUGUGCAGAUUAGGAGGUUCAUUAUUCAGAGUAAUGUCGAAGUCAUUCAAGACUAUUCAGGACUCUCUUGACGACAUUAACUCUAAACUUCUUUCGAAAGUAGACAAAUACGAUGAAAUGAUAGGAUUUGGACUCGAAAAAUACUGGAUUGCUUACCUGCUGAUUAUUAGAGAAGCUAUUAAGAACUUGAAGGAUUUAGAAUUGACUCAAGAGAAAGGAGCUAUUAUCCAGCAAGUGAUUCCAUAUGUAUUUGCAAUUAAAAAUAACACACUUGAGGAUGAGAGCAAAAGAGAGCAGAUUAAGAAACUUGGAAAUGGGAUAUUUAAAGAUAUAUUUGAAAAUAGGAUUUCUAUUCCUGUUGAAGCAUUUGAAGAUGAUAUAUUGGGCCAUAUUAAAGCCUUGUUAGACUCAUCCAAUUUCAUGAUUAGAGCUAAUGGGUCAGCUGCCUUGGCGGAUCUUUGCGAGCAUACAGAUGAUAAUAGUUUGUUACAAAAAUUGAAAGACAAGAAAAUUAUUGAUUUGCUGAUUAAUAAGAAUAUUGGAAGCAAUUACUUUACUGAUUAUCUUGGCCAUAUCAGAAAAAUAAUAUCUUUCGGAGUUGGAGGAAUAACAGGAAAAUAUGUUAGGGCUAACUCUCUUUUGCUUGAGAAAGUUUCUAAGAAAUUAGUAACCAAACUUUCAAAUCAACUGAGUAAAUCAGAUUUAGAUAUGAAAUAUAAGAAAGAAGCAGCCCUACUGAUGUCUACAGUUGGGAACAUCAUUUUCAGACUUCUUUCAUUAGACUACGAUACAGAAGAAGAUAAGAAACCCAUUCGAGAAACCAGCAAGAAUUAUUUCAACAAUUUAUUUACUCUUUUACAGGGGAAUUAUGAGUCAGAAGAAGCUAAGGAGGAAGAAAAAGAAGAAGUUAAGAUUGAUAGUCAUGUAAAACAACCAGAUAUUAAGAAUAAAGACAUAAGGAGUGUAAAUAAGCAAGCAUUAGAAUUCCACCAGCUUAUAGUUGAAGCUUUAGCAUAUUCUCAUGAUCAAGAGCAGAUCCAUCAGCAAUUUGAGUUAUACCAAAAACUUUACUUCUCAGUAUCCAGAGAGAUGAGGUUAGGAAUUCUGAAUAAUCUCCAAGUUUUGUUCGAAAUUGUCUGAAAUUCUAAAACUGUAGUCAGAGAACUUGUUGAGGAAAAUAAAACUCUCAAAAUAUUUUUGCUGUCUAUAGUAGGAUCGACGCAAGAGAAUCUUCUCCAACUUUCAAAGAUUUUAAGAAUCUUGGUUGAAUCUCUAAGCCAAGAAUCAGAGGUCAGAGUCAAAAUCCUUGAAAAUAUAGAUGAAAUAUUUGCCUCCAAAGUUAAAGAAGAUAAGAGGAAUAAAAAGAGAGAACAGAUGAGGGAGGAACAAGAAGUCGAUGACUCUGGAGCUAUCAAGAUUGCUUCUUCACAACAUGAUAAGCUUAAGGAAGAAAAUAAAGUGCUGACAAUGAUAAUGCAGAACUAUUACUUAAUGAAGAAUUCUCAAUAA